GCUCCAUCCUCCAUUUACCAGCGUCCUCGUCGUCGCUCUGCAGUAGACAUGGCUCCUUUGACGAACGAUGAAGGCUUUGGAACUUCUCCCAAGCCGCGUCUCCUUAUCGUAGGAGCAGGAAGUCGGGGCCAUGCAUAUGCAAGAGCAACUGUAGACUCUGGCCUUGGCACCGUUGCUGCCAUCGCAGAACCCAUCGACUUCAAGCGUGGAUUGCUCGGCUCCAGAUACAUAUGGCCCGGUGGCAAGCCUUCUCCUGAACAGGAAUUCGCCAGCUGGACGCAGUUCGUCAAAUAUGAACAGCAAAGGCGGAAGGACGAAGCAGCAGGCAUAUCUGUGCCGGCAGGCAUUGAUGGCGUCUUCAUCUGCGUUCGCGAUGAGCACCACAUGGAAGUCCUCGCCGCUGUUGCACCACUCGGCCUUCAUAUCAUGAGCGAAAAGCCUCUGGCCACCUCCCUGGACGACUGUCUGCGAAUUGAGAAGGCUCUGCUUGCCGCUCCGAAGCGUAUCUUCGCCAUCGGUCAUGUCUUACGUUACAGUCCUCACAACAUGUUGCUGAGGCACCUCGUUCGAGAGCGGCGCGUGAUUGGCGACGUUCUGUCGAUCGAACAUACAGAGCCAGUCGGUUGGUGGCAUUUCAGUCACUCUUACGUCCGCGGCAAUUGGAGAAAGGAGUCUACCACAGCUCCUAGCCUCCUAACCAAGAGCUGCCAUGAUAUUGAUUUCAUUCUGUGGAUGCUCUGCUCUCCGGUAACCGGCGACGGGCAGCAAGCACAUCUUCCUGCUCGACUUACUUCCAGUGGCUCGUUGAAGCAGUUCCGCCGAAGUCAGAAGCCCCGUGAAGCAGGUCAAGCUACAAAUUGUCUGUCUUGUCCAAUCAAAGAUAGCUGCCAGUACUCGGCUUUGCGAAUUUACAACGACAAGGUGCUUGCGAAGGGGAACGCAAAAUGGCCUAUUGACAUCGUGAACCCCGAAGUUGAGACUAUUCUGAACGAGUCAGGACCUGAAAAAGCAAAACAGACUUUGUUGGAAACCCUUGCAGAAGACUACGACGUCAAGUCUACGAGGCAAUCGCAUGCAGACAUCGAGGGACGCUCAUGGUAUGGACGUUGUGUCUGGGAGAGCGACAACGAUGUCUGCGAUGAUCAGUACGUUACCCUGGAGUGGGACGACGAUGCCGAUGGUCGCGGAUCUAAGACAGCUUCCUUUCAUAUGAUCGCGCAGACGCUGGCGCAAUGUGAGCGCCGCGGACGGAUAUACGGUACAUCGGGCGAGAUCUGCUAUGAUAGCAGAAGUAUAACGGUUCACGACUUUACGAACGAUACAACAAACACUUACAAUCCCGAGGUGCCUAAGAAUAGUCACCACGGCGGCGGUGAUGAUGGCUUGACACAGCAAUUCGUCAAGGCAAUCAUCGCCUGUAAAGGCGGCAGCAUGGAUGUUAAUGAAGCUCAAGUGGAAUAUAUGGGUUGUACCAUGGAAGAGAUUAUUCGUUCACAUGCUGCUGUCUUCGCAGCCGAGGAAGCUCGGCGAGAGAAGAAAGUUGUGGAUUGGCAACAGUGGUGGCAGAUAAACGUCGCAGCACGUCUGCAGGCUAUUUGAGCCUCUAUUUGUAAUGUAUUGCCUUUCGGGCUUGAAUUCUAUUAACGACUUUGGCCCUUGCUCGG
Molecule: messenger RNA, 1664 nt
Organism: Pseudocercospora fijiensis CIRAD86
Lineage: Eukaryota; Fungi; Ascomycota; Dothideomycetes; Mycosphaerellales; Mycosphaerellaceae
Exons: 1
Coding region: 49-1599 (516 amino acids)
Molecular function (GO): nucleotide binding
Source: RefSeq, a predicted model, not a curated record